This is a messenger RNA of Acomys russatus (golden spiny mouse), 891 nucleotides long. RefSeq names its product tetratricopeptide repeat protein 16-like. The record is from RefSeq and is a predicted model, not a curated record. Bases 1 to 891 code for a protein of 296 amino acids. The transcript has a single exon. Lineage: Eukaryota; Metazoa; Chordata; Mammalia; Rodentia; Muridae.
AUGGGCUGCUUGUCACCCCGUGGCCCAGGAACAUUGAGACGGUGGGCCUGGUGGGAGCUGGUAGGCCUCAGGGCUACUGGCUGGAGGGGGCCUAGAAGGCCCCUCUGCCCAGAGCUGCCUGGAGAGGCCAAUGGCUGCUCUUGGCACAUUUUCCCAGUUUUAAGCAUCAGCACAUCAGGCUUCGAGGUGUCAACCAGUCAGGAAUACAGGAGCACUUCCAACACGGCGCCCUCCCAGUCCUCACUGGCAAAGCCCCAGUCCUCAGAGCCCAGGAAGAAAAUAGGGCACCGAGGCCUGAGCAGGGGCUCCAAGGCCACCCAGGCCGCAGAGUACCUAAACCCUCCCAGCGGCCAAAGGUGCAACUCCAGCAAGGCAGAGGCUCCCCAAGGCCCAAAGCCAAAGCCCAGGAAGACAGAGGCUCCCCAGAGCCCGCGCUCCAGCACAACAGAAGUCACCAGGGUCAAAAAGCCUAGCAAGACCAGGGCUGCCCUGAGCCCCGGGCAGAGGCUCAGAAGAUCCAGGGCUGUCGGCGCCCACAGCUUGAAGCCCAAGGCCCACGGCAACAGCCAGAAACAAACAAAGAGGUCGAGCCGGACCCACCUUUUCCAAGACAGCAGUGGGAGCCUGACCAGUACCAAUGAGUCCCAGGACCGGCCUCCAGAGCCCAGCAAGGAUGACCCCUCAAGCUGGAGUGAGAGCCCAGCAACGAGCUCCAGCAGGAGUGGUAAUCUCCUGGAACAGAACCUACAACUCAGUAAAUCCAAGGUGUCCCAGGAGUCGGAGGAUUCACCACAACUCAGUAAAUCCAAGAUGUCCCAGGAGUCGGAGGAUUCGCCACAACUCAGUAAAUCCAUGAUGUCCCAGGAGUCGGAGGAUACGCCCACCCCUUAG